Aspergillus tubingensis is the source of this 225-nucleotide messenger RNA. RefSeq names its product ankyrin repeats (3 copies) family protein. The transcript has 2 exons. Lineage: Eukaryota; Fungi; Ascomycota; Eurotiomycetes; Eurotiales; Aspergillaceae. The record is from RefSeq and is a predicted model, not a curated record. Bases 1 to 225 code for a protein of 74 amino acids.
AUGAAGAUCGCUGCCGUUCUUACCCUGGCCAUUGCCACUGUUCUCGCACUGCCCGUUGCCGAUGACUCCACUGCGUUGGAGAAACGCUGUGGCACCGGCAAGCGCGACGAAAUUAACGUCGCAGUUCGGUCCGCCGUGAACACUGUCAAGCACAAGCGAGAGCUCACGGAGAUCGAUGUGGAUGAGAUUUCCGCCGCCCUCUACUCGUCUUGGUGCACUCCAUGA